This is a messenger RNA of Strongylus vulgaris, 618 nucleotides long. The record is from the annotation of a GenBank genome assembly. Lineage: Eukaryota; Metazoa; Nematoda; Chromadorea; Rhabditida; Strongylidae.
AUGACAUUAUUCGACAGGAGUCUCGAAAAAUUAAAAGAAAAUAUUAGGGGUCCGUUCCGACCUUCUACAGUAUACCAUCUGGCUGGGGAAGCUCUUGCCGCCAUUGAAGAGGUACAUGCCAUCGGUUAUAUCCAUCGUGAUAUCAAACCAACUAAUUUUUGUAUCGGCAUCAACAAGGCAGCAGCUCGUUUAUAUCUGGUUGAUUUCGGGGAAACUGUCAAAAAUGGAAAAACCAUUAGGUAUGGUGUACCAGAUGCAUACUCGUUACCUUAUUGGGCUAUUGACUCUCAUAAGAAAGUAGCUGCAAGUCCAAGAAUAGAUCUUGAAGCCUGGUUGUAUACUUUUGCUGAAUUACUUUAUCCAAACUUGCUGGUGUGGAAACAGUGCCAUGUGGAAUCCGAGGUUUUAGCAGCAAAGACGAAAUUUUGGGAUGGUUUGUCAAUCGUAUUUCUAUUUCUUCAUACCAAUACUUCGUCUACGAUAGAGCUUACCCAAAUUGUUAUCGAUUGGCCUCCACAAAUGGGUGAAGCAGCAAAACUAGUUCAAGAAGCUCCUGACAAAGUAGACUAUGAAUCAAUGAAACGGUUGAUGGAAGAAGCCAAGAUCACAGCUUUGAAA